AAUGAUACGAUUACGAUGGUAGUCCGUGGGAUCUUAGCCUUGACUUUGGCUUGGACUCUAACUCUGAAUAUGUAAAUGCAUUUUUAAGAUACAGUGGCUGCUCCGAAGGUGUACCCUAUUACCUGUGUUGAUUAUUCAUCAAGAAUGUGGAACCAUUUACCACGCUCGAGCAUCUCAAGGAUUAUCUCUGUCUGUGCUGCCCAAAAACAAAGUAUCUAUUACGAUUCCACUGCCCAAUCCCUGAGCGCCCACUGUAUCGCCAUCUCGAGAUUUGAUUGCUUUGUUCAAUUUAAAUUGGAACACACCGCGCUCGCUGACAAUUAAAGCUCGCCAUUCAGUUGGCUGCCAGUCUAAUUCUUAUCAAUAAAAAAAGCCAGUUCCAGUUGCAAAAAGUUCAUGGAUUAGCAGCAACUGGAACGUUACGUUACAAGCCAAGAUCUCUGGCUCUGAGCCGGAGCAGCAGCAGCAGCAACCCACUCCACCGGCCCCGCAUAUGCGAUAAUUGAUUUUCCCGUACAUAAUUUAUGACGCACGAAACUGACAGCCGACUUUUAGAUUAAAAACUGCCACUGACCAGCGGCAAUAAAUCUUCAUCAUGUUUACUGCCUGCCAAGUUGCGUUCUUCGCUGGAUGCCUCGCUUUGGCUUUGAGCUGCGUACAGGCUCAGUUUUUCUACCAUCAGGCAUUGGGUCUGCCUUCGACACACUCGUUUGAGCCGGCAAAUCCGUAUCAGGGAUAUGCCACGGCCGAUGCCCAUCCCUCAGUGGUGCGCAACGCUCAAUGGGAGUCGGAGCUUCCUGCCGAGCUGUCGAAGAGUGCGCGAUUCUACAAUGAUCCUGUUGUAGCCGCCAAUCUGGCCAAGGCGUCGCUCCUCACCACAAAGGAAAUGGCUGUAGUGCAUCGCGAGGCGGAGAAAAUUCCACGGGAUCAGGUCUAUAAACUAUUCAAAAACGCCGGCUGGCUGAGUCGCAGAUAGAAAUUAGAAGCAAAAUCUGUUGAGAAGAAUGGACUUCCAUUUCCCACGUACCUUGUUGUAUUUUUUUUUUUUGUGUAAUUUGUAUAUUAGUUUGUAAAUUGUUAAUAUAUUGUACAUGCAUACAUGCAGAUUAAACAUUCUUGUAA
Molecule: messenger RNA, 1122 nt
Organism: Drosophila pseudoobscura
Lineage: Eukaryota; Metazoa; Arthropoda; Insecta; Diptera; Drosophilidae
Exons: 2
Coding region: 596-976 (126 amino acids)
Source: RefSeq, a predicted model, not a curated record